Molecule: messenger RNA, 4573 nt
Organism: Oncorhynchus kisutch (coho salmon)
Lineage: Eukaryota; Metazoa; Chordata; Actinopteri; Salmoniformes; Salmonidae
Product: plakophilin-3
Exons: 17
Coding region: 236-2941 (901 amino acids)
Biological process (GO): cell-cell adhesion
Cellular component (GO): adherens junction; cytoplasm; plasma membrane
Molecular function (GO): protein binding
Source: RefSeq, a predicted model, not a curated record
UUUCCGAGGGAGCAGUCUUUCGAAAAGUAUCUCACACCUACCUGAGUGAGAAACUCAACAACCAAUAUCGAUUACACUGAUUCAAACAUUUAUUAUUUUCCGGAACAGAAUUAGUUAAAACGAGAAAUACACAAACACACAGCGCUCUCGGUUUGAAUAUUUGUAACUUUUAUAUUCCAUUUUCCUGGGACUGGCAACUAGAUUGUACAUCCAACGGUCACAACCGAUUUUCGAAAUGAGUAUCGUGGCUCAAGACCAUGUAUUUUUGUCCGCUUUGCAGCCCAAAACCGCCGUCAGCACUUACGCGGUCCCGUCCGACAUCCAGCUCGGAGGAAAUGGGGCCACCCUGUCGGAUGAGAUGACCCGGGGAAAACGGGUCCAGCAGCAGGUUGCUAUGCGGCUCGCCGAGAAAUCUUCCACACUUCCGAGACAGAACGGCUCAGCCUCACACUAUACCUCCUCAGAACACGGCGGAUCUUCAACAAUGAAGUACCAGACCUUCAACCCAGGGUUCAGCUCCAAGUCCUAUGUCUACACAGGCUCCAGACCUGUCAUGGCUCCCAAUAUGUCUCACUACUCAGGCGGUUUCUCCUCCCACUCGGCGGUGGACCUGGGAGGUGGUCAGAGGGUCACCAUGGGGGGUGGAGGAAGAGGUGGAGGUGGAAGAGGAGGAGAGGGAGGAGGAGGUGGAGGGUACAAGUACCUUGAUGACAUGCGCACAGGAGGGGGUUCUCUAGGAGGAGGGGGCUACCAGGGAGGAGUGGUCUACCGGGGAGGAGGAGGGGGCAACAUGAGGGGCCAACAGAUGUCCACUGUGAUCCGGACGAUGAGCCGUGGCCCUGGGCCAGACCCAGAGGGCUCUCUGCGCUCCAUGAGGCUCCAGAACCUGCCUGCACAGCCGUCUCCGGUGGCAGCCUGGGUGGCUGCGGACGUCAGCGAUGGCUGCAGCCUGGUCUCAGACCGCGAUGCCACAUUCAGCCGCCAGCAGUCUGUCUACAGCACUGUUAGCGGAGGAGCCUACAGCUCAGGGACACAAAUGAGACAGGCAGGUGGAGGAGGAAUAGGAGGACAGGGGUCCAUGGUACCCAUGAGGCGCUCACUCAGCGGGACACUAGCCCAGAGCGGAGGGGAGAUGAUGGGGGGAGAGGAGAUGAUGUCAGUCCAGCAGCAGCAUUCCUUUAAAGGACCAGCGUUUCGCACCAUCAACAGGAUCAACAACAGGAACAACAGGAUGUCCAUGGGAUCCAUGUCUGGGGCGUCUACCUUCCCCCCCGGGGGGAACAGCAACGUCGGUGGGGGGGAUGGAGGAGGUGGGUUCGUGAUGGACCAGGUGUCGUCAGGGUCUCAGGGGAAUCUGAUGACGAUGCAGCAACAGAGACAAGCCUCUCUUCCCAGGACCAUGUCUGUCAAGAGUAUUCACAGUGUCGGGAAGGGCAUGGAUAUCUACGACGGACAGAUGGACAUGACUGGCAGCAUGGGAAACCUCAGUGGGAUUAAUAACUUGGACAUGGGCACGGCGGUGAGGUACAUGAAAGAGGACGAUGCUGCUAUGCAGGUCCUGGGAGCAGCUUAUAUUCAACACGAAUGCUACAACAACAGUGAUUCCAAGAACCAGGUGCGGCAAUAUAAGGCCAUCCCGGAGCUGGUGAGGCUGUUCAACAGUGAGAACCAGGAGGUGGCUCGCUGCGCCACAGGGGCUAUGAGGAACGUCAUCUAUGAGAACAUGGACAACAAGAUGUCUCUCAUCGAGGAGGGAGGAAUUCCACAGCUCAUAAAUGCUCUGAAGGAGAAUGAUGACGAGCUACGCAAGAACAUCACAGGUAUUCUGUGGAACCUGUCAUCCAAAGACAACCUGAAGGAGAAACUAGCCAAGGAGACGCUAGCUGAGCUCACAGAGACGAUUCUGAUCCCGCUCUCAGGAAGUGGAGACUCUGAGGUCAUCCAGCAGAGCCCCUCUGAGGUUGACAUCUUCUACAACACCACCGGAUGUCUCAGGAACCUGAGCUCAGUGAAUGAGAAGACCAGAUGUCAGAUGCGCGAGACCAACGGUCUGGUGGAUGCCCUGGUAGGAUACAUCCAGGCCUCGGUACAGGAUGGCAAGGUGGAGGAAAAGGGUGUGGAGAACUCUUUAUGUGUCCUGAGGAACCUCUCCUACCAACUGUACAGUGAGAUCCCGCCCUCAGCCCAGCUACGUCUGGAAGGACCAACCAGAGGCCAGGAAACAAGCAGGAGUGAAGCCAUUGGUUGCUUUACCCCUCAGAGCAAGAAAGUCAAAGAUAGGAAGAACCAGGACAUGGCUACGUUCACGGAGGUGGCCCGCGUACCAAAGGGUCUGGAGUGGCUGUGGCACCCCCAGGUGGUGGGGCUGUAUAACAGCGUGCUGCAGGGCUGUGAGAAUAACUCCACUACCCGCGAGGCUGCAGCCGGGGCUCUGCAGAACAUCACCGCAGGAGACAAGAGGUGGGCGGAGGUGCUGAGUCAUGUGGCUCUGGAGCAGGAGAGGAUGCUUCCUGUGAUGUUGGACAAACUGAGGACCAAUAAUGACCUGGAGCUGAAAUCCCUCACCGGCUUCCUCAGAAACCUGUCACGCCAUGCCAAGGACAAGAACGCCAUGGCCACAAAGGUAGUGAACAACCUGGUGACCGAACUGCCUGCUGACGGUCAGCAGAAGGAGCCGUCGAGCGAUGUGGUGGUCAACAUCUGUGGAACGUUGAACAACCUGGUGACCUCCAGCUCCAUCGCAGCCCGGGACAUCGUCUUCUUCGACGGGCUGCAGAAACUAGUGGCCAUUAAGAACUCCCACGACAGCAGCCCUGGGAAGCUGAAAGCAUCCAAAGCAGCGGCCACAGUCCUCUGCAACAUGUUCCAAUACAAGAAGCUGCACAAGGAAUACAAACAGAAAGGAUUCACACGACCUGACUUUGCAGACAUGACCAUCUAAAAAGGAACUCUCUUUCUGUCAAGUGGCUGGAAACACGUGAACACUUCAGUGAUCAAGGACCGUCUGUCAAACUGAGAACAUGGAGUUAGAUGGACUACACUAUAGAGUUAGAUGGACUACACUACAGAGUUAGAAGGACUACACUAUAGAGUUAGAUGGACUACACUAUAGAGUUAGAUGGACUACACUAUAGAGUUAUAUAUGGACUACACUAUAGAGUUAGAUGGACUACACUACAGAGUUAGAUGGACUACACUAUAGAGUUAUAUAUGGACUACACUAUAGAGUUAGAUGGACUACACUACAGAGUUAGAUGGACUACACUACAGACUUAGAAGGACUACACUAUAGAGUUAGAUGGACUACACUAUAGAGUUAGAUGGACUACACUACAGAGUUAGAUGGACUCUAAAGAAAGUGACAAUAAAGAUGGAACCUGUAUAGGGACGACCUUGCUGUUGUUCUAUGAUGCCAACGGAUCCUCACCUUCCCUUUGUUUUAAUGCCGUAUGUAUUCAAAGCUGUAUGUUUGAAUGUUUCAUGUUGAACGCUGUAUGGCCUUUAUGGUGGAUUCAGGGACCUUUUCUUCUCUCUUAAUGCAACAAAUCAUACUGCUGUAACUAAUCAUGACUCUUACAGUUUCUCCUGCCCCACCCAGAGAUGGUUUUGGCAUCAAUCCCAAAGACCUCUGUACUCCGUUAUGUUAACCUGGUCCCAGAUCUGUUUGUGCUGUACAGCCAACUCCUAUGGUCAUUGUCACAAGACGGCACACAACUGAUCUGGGACCAGGCUACUAUUUUGUAGCUCUUAACGGUAACACUGACUUGGUACCAAAGCAGCUGUUACAGCCCCCACCCAUGUCUGACUACAGAUAGCAGCUACUGUAAGGGAUGGCUUGCUCUGUGGAAUGAAACAGUUCUCUUUUAUACCAUCAAUGGUGCUUGUACUAAGUGGUUGAAUUAUUGAUGUUGUUUAUUGUGUUUUUGUAUUUUUUUUUUUUUUGUGUUGUCUAGGGGGUUUAUUUCUCAGACAAAACCAGAGUUCAUCACUGAUAAUUAUAAUGAGUUAUAAACCAGAAUAUCACAGCGUUAUAAUGAGUUAUAAACCAGAAUAUCACAGCGUUAUAAUGAGUUAUAAACCAGAAUAUCACAGCGUUAUAAUGAGUUAUAAACCAGAAUAUCACAGCGUUAUAAUGAGUUAUAAACCAGAGUAAUCACUGAGAGUUACAAUGAGACAUAAAUUAGAACUUGAAUGAAUGUUUUUAUGAAUGUGUGGGGAAAAAAUGGGACUACUGAUGCAUGAAUGUCCUGGAAUUAUGAUUCAGCUUUACAGGAACGUUAUGAAGUAGCCUACAUGUUGAAUAUAGAUUUAUAAAUGGAUCCUUUCUUGUUUUCAACAACGUUAGUUUUACAAGUUAAGCGGAUUUGUCAUAUCAAACUCAUAUGUCAAUGCAAUGUUUUAAGUUGAUCACUUGUCAUGACAUACUGUUUGUUUUAAUGUCUGGGGUGUUGUCAUGUAUUUUCUGGAUUGAGUCAACAAACAUAGUCCAAUAUUUAUGUUUUUAAGGCUUUGAGGGGGGGGAGGGAGCAUGUGUUCGUUGUUAUUCUCUUUAAGAGAAUGCUGUAAUAUCGGA